Molecule: messenger RNA, 600 nt
Organism: Drosophila innubila
Lineage: Eukaryota; Metazoa; Arthropoda; Insecta; Diptera; Drosophilidae
Gene: Lsm10
Exons: 1
Coding region: 96-515 (139 amino acids)
Biological process (GO): mRNA 3'-end processing by stem-loop binding and cleavage
Cellular component (GO): cytoplasmic U snRNP body; nuclear body
Molecular function (GO): histone pre-mRNA DCP binding; U7 snRNA binding
Source: RefSeq, a predicted model, not a curated record
UCAGCUCUAUCAAAAUCUGCGAUAGUCUAAUUAAAAUGCAUAUCCUUUAUAAGGAAUUGUAAUAACUUGUGAAUAUCUAACUAACUACGUCCAGUAUGCAAAACUUUAACUCACGAGAAAAGUAUCUAAUUUCAAACACAUUAAACUGUUUGCCGGUAAUAUUACAGGGACGAGCUGUCCUCAUAGAUCUGCGCAAUGAGACUUCUGUGGCGGGCAUAAUAAGUGUCUCCGACGGCCACAUGACGUGCGAGCUGACACAGGCGGUCUUUAUCGAUAGGAAUGGUGAACAGCACGCAUUCGACAACUUCCUGGUGCGCAAUCGCAUGAUUCGUCUGCUACAUGUUCCAGCUGAUCUAGAUAUCGGAGCUGAGCUAUUGCAGGAGCAGAAGGAUCGCAGGCGUGUGGGACGGAUCAAAACAAAUGCGAAGAUGACAUUUAAGCAGAAGAGAGCCGAACAGCGUCACAAGGAAACUUUGGAGAAUGUCGCAAAACUGAGAAAUAAGGAAUCGACCUGAUAAUUGAUAUCAAUAAGAUUAAGAUUAUACCCCUAUUACAAAUGAAAAUAAAAGCAGGUUUAUGGUUCAUCAUAUUAUUUCCAUA